ACCGCCCAGCGCUACGCGAGGGGAGGCGGAGCUUCGGGAGACGCCAGCUCCCGGUGUGACCCUCUGACGACGCUACCCAUGGCUGACUCGGCUGGGCCGCGCUCCGCCCGCCUCAAGGCCCGGACUCCCCGCGCUUCUCGAAACGCCACAGGUGCUAAACAGACAAAUGCCUUAAAACAAGAAGAUACUUCUAAAAGGAAAGCAGAACUAGAAGCAGCUGUGAGAAAGAAGAUUGAAUUUGAGAGAAAAGCUCUACAUAUUGUUGAACAGCUUUUAGAAGAGGAUAUUACAGAAGAAUUCCUAAGGGAGUGUGGGAAGGUCAUCACACCUGCUCACUACAGCGAUGUCGUGGAUGAGCGUUCUAUUAUCAAGCUCUGCGGUUAUCCUUUAUGUCAGAAAAAACUAGGACUUGUACCAAAACAGAAGUAUAAGAUUUCUACCAAAACCAAUAAAGUCUAUGAUAUUACUGAAAGAAAGUGUUUUUGCAGCAAUUUUUGUUACAAAGCAUCUAAGUUUUUUGAAGCACAAAUUCCUAAAACUCCAGUAUGGGUUCGAGAAGAGGAAAGGGAUCCUGAUUUUCAACUGCUACAGGAAGGACAAAGUGGCCAUUCUGGAAAGGAAGUACAGCUAUGCACUAAGGCCAUUAAAACAUCAGAUAUUGACAAUCCUGGCCAUUUUGAGAAGCAUUAUGAAUCUAGUUCUUCUAGCACUCAUAGUGACAGUAACAGUGACAAUGAGCAAGACUUUGUUUCCUCCAUUCUACCAGGAAACAGACUGGUAGAUGCAAUGGGUGUAAGUCCAAAGCUGCACAAAAAAAGCAUAAUGAAAAAGAAAGCCGGCCAUAAAGCUAACUCCAACCAUGAAGACAAAGAACAGACAGUAAUAGAUGUCUCUGAGCAGCUAGGCAAUUGCACAUUAGAUAGUCAGGAGAAAGCUGCUGCUUGUGAACUUCCUUCACAGAAAGUAAGUACUCAGAUUUCUCCAAAUAGUCCUUUGCAAGAAAAAGUAGAAGUUACAGAAAAUUCUGGAAAUAAAUACAGUAGUUCAAAAGUAACUCUAGUAGGCAUAAGUAAGAAAAGUGCUGAGCAUUUUAAGAGAAAGUUUGCCAAAUCAAACCAGGUUUCUAGAUCAGCCUCUAAUUCAGUGCAGAUGUGCCCUGAAGUUGCAAAGGCAAACUUACUUAAAGUCCUGAAGGAGACUUUGAUUGAGUGGAAGACAGAAGAAACUUUGAGGUUUUUGUAUGGCCAGAAUUAUGCUUCUUUGUGUCUGAAACUCUCUUCAGCCUCUCUGGUUAAAGAAGAAGAACUUGAUGAAGAUGACCUAGAUUGUGACCUAGACAGACAUUCUCCUUCCCUGCAGGGAUCUCAGAAUAGCUUGGAUGAGUCUUUACCUUUUAGGACUUCAGAUACAGCCAGUAAACCACUACCAAGUUAUGAGAAUUUGAAAAAAGAAACUGAAACCUUAAAUCUAAGGAUAAGGGAGUUUUAUAGAGGACGAUAUGUUUUGAAUGAAGAAACUACCAAAUCACAAGACUCAGAAGAGCAAGAUCCCACCUUUCCGCUGAUAGAUUCAAGUUCUCAGAACCAGAUUAGAAAACGCAUCGUACUUGAAAAGUUGAGUAAAAUAGUGCCUGGACUUUUGGGGCCUCUUCAGAUCACAUUAGGAGAUAUUUAUGCACAGCUUAAAAAUCUCGUUCGAACUUUCAGGUUAACAAAUAGAAAUAUUAUACACAAACCUGCAGAGUGGACCUUAAUUGCUGUGGUGUUGUUGUCAUUACUGACCCCGAUUCUUGGCAUUCAGAAGCAUUCUCAGGAAAACGUGGUGUUCACACAGUUUAUAGAGACUCUGCUUAAAGAAUUACAUUUAAAGAAUGAAGACCUUGAAAGCUUAACUCUCAUAUUUAAAACCAGUUGUUAACCAGAGUGGUAAGCCGGUGAAUGUACAAGUCCUGCUCUGUUGAAUCCGGACCUUGCUCCCUGGCACAUAGCCGUCCUCUACUCUCCCAGGUUCUUGCCUUUUUCACAACUAUCAGAGUGUCCCCUCUUUCAUCCUGCCUUAAUCAUACCUCUCCCUUUCCUCCUUUUACUUCUCACUUCAUUCUCUCAGGUGCUGAGAUAAGUAUUGAUUUAAUGUUAAGAUUGAAGAAAUUUAGCCAAAACUACAAAUGCGACCUUCUCAGGGAGCUUUUUUUUUUCUUUUUAACUUUCAAUUUCUUGAAUUAUACAAGCUUACUGUAAAAAUUAAUACAGAAUUGCAAAUGUAAUUUUAAAAAGGAAAAUUCCCCUCUCUGCCUCCAAUCCUAUCUACUUCACAGAAGCACAUUUGAUAUAUAUCAUUUUAUGUUUUAUAAAAACGAAAACAAAAAGCUCUUCAAGCACAUCUUUAAAUUUAUGAGAAGGAGAGGAAUUUUGGCAGAUAAGAAGGAACAGCAUCCCUUUAUUGAACCUGCUUGAUAAUUGAACAUAAGGAGUCAGCACAGUCACUACUGCCCAAUUUAUUCCCAGUGGCUUUCAGAUGACCCUGCUCCCCUGAGGACCUUGUAAAACAAAGGCUUUUACAUAGGGAAUGAGCUCAGGUUGACCUGUGUAAACAUCAAUUCAGAGGCCCUUCUAAAAAUAUAGUGAAGUUGGAGUUUGUUUCAUUGAGCUUCAGGUAAAGAAAAUAACAAAGAAUGCCUUACCCAGAAGUCCUCCCUAUUUAAUGAAUAAUACAAUCAAGAAUCAUUUUUAAUUAACAUAUUUAAAACUUGUAUAUAAACAGAUGGCGUUAAAGUAUUUUUGAGGACUUUUGACAAUAGAUGUUUUAAGUGGA
This is a messenger RNA of Herpailurus yagouaroundi (jaguarundi), 2811 nucleotides long. RefSeq names its product RNA polymerase II associated protein 2 (gene RPAP2). Lineage: Eukaryota; Metazoa; Chordata; Mammalia; Carnivora; Felidae. The record is from RefSeq and is a predicted model, not a curated record. Bases 79 to 1917 code for a protein of 612 amino acids. Gene Ontology annotation, molecular function: RNA polymerase core enzyme binding; RNA polymerase II CTD heptapeptide repeat phosphatase activity. The transcript is spliced from 13 exons. Gene Ontology annotation, cellular component: cytoplasm; nucleus.